CUACUCAUAUAGCAGCUUCCACAGUUUGGUUUCACAGUCAGUCUGAGACUGAGGAGACAUGGCCACGAUGUACUCCAACCUGACAACUGAGGACUACUCUGAAUAUUACAAUAAAAUAUUUGAUGAAAACACACAGCUCUGCAGCAACACCAAUGUAAGUGCUUUUAGCCAAGUCUUCAUACCUGUCCUCUACAGCAUUGUCUUCAUCGUGGGAUUCAUUGGAAAUGGCCUGGUCUUGUGUAUCUUGAUCAAAUAUCACCAAAGGUCAAAUGUGACAGAUGUGUGCCUCUUCAACCUGGCCCUUUCAGACCUUCUUUUCUUGAUCUCAUUGCCUUUCUGGGCCCACUAUGCCGCCAUCUCUGAGUGGACCUUCGGUGGCUUCAUGUGUCAGGCAGUGACAGCGCUCUACAUGCUGGGAUUCUAUGGAAGUAUCUUCUUCAUGAUCCUCAUGACCUUGGACCGCUAUGCUGUCAUUAUCCAUGCCCAUAACUCUCUCUUCUCCAAGCACCGGUCUGUCAGAGCUAGCAUAGCUGUGGCUUUCUUUAUGUGGGCACUUAGCUUGGGAGCUUCUCUGCCAACUAUUAUUUUCUCCCAAAUGAAGAAUGAAUCAAACGGGUGGAUAUGCAAAGAGGAAUAUCCAGAAGGGUCAGCAUUUAAGUUUUUCUCGUACAUUGAACUGAACCUUUUUGGUUUGAUUGUUCCUCUCUCUGUGAUGGUGUUCUGCUACUCGCGCAUCAUCCCCGUCUUAAUGGCCAUAAAAUCUCAGAAGAAACACAAAGCUGUCAGGCUCAUCCUGGUCUUGAUAAUUAUUUUCUUUCUCUUCUGGACGCCCUACAACAUCGUCGUCUUCCUGAAGUUCCUGCGUCAAUUAGGCUACAUGAGCACCUGUCAGUGGGAACAGGACCUGCACAUGGCUACGCAAUGGGUGGAAACCAUAGCGUUCAGUCACUGCUGCCUCAACCCCAUAAUCUACGCCUUUGUGGGGCAGAAAUUCAGGAAUUUGGUUCUCAAGAUACUAAAACAGUGGUUUCCUGUUUGCUUUGGUCGGUGCACAACAAUCGGCAGUGAGUUCUCAGAGAGGAAGGGCUCUAUGUCGUCACGGACCUCAGUGAUUUCCAGCACAAAGAUUGUGUAGCCAAAAGUGCAACAGCUGAAACCUGGGUUAAUCAUUGAAAAUUAAACUGUAACCCUCACUGUUAAAACAUUGCAUAUAAAUUUGCAAAAAGUUCACAAUUCUAUUUGUGUAGCCAAAAGUGCAACACCUGAAACCUGGGUUAAUCAUUGAAAAUUAAAAUUGUAACCCUUACUGUUAAAACAUUGCAUAUAAAUUUGUAAAAAGUUCACAAUUCCAUACUUUGGUUAAAUCCUGCAUAUUAAGUACAGAUACUUUUUAUUGACAUGUUGUCCUUAUGUAUUUUUUUUUCUACUUAUUUAGUCAUUGUUGUUUAUGUAUAGUUUUUGUGUACUUUAUAUGCUUAGUUUUCCAUUUUUAAAUGAAAUGAGCAUGUAUUGCUUACAGCAUGCAAAUGGUGUCGUGAGGCAAUUUUAGAGAUAUAUUUUACUGAAUGUAAAUAGUGCCAUCUCACAUAAUAUGUAAUCAUUUUAUAUCAAGCAUCAUUAAAUCACA
Ictalurus punctatus (channel catfish) is the source of this 1627-nucleotide messenger RNA. RefSeq names its product C-C chemokine receptor type 4. The record is from RefSeq and is a predicted model, not a curated record. Bases 59 to 1135 code for a protein of 358 amino acids. NCBI's taxonomy places the organism in Eukaryota, Metazoa, Chordata, Actinopteri, Siluriformes, Ictaluridae. Gene Ontology annotation, cellular component: membrane. Gene Ontology annotation, biological process: chemotaxis; immune response; G protein-coupled receptor signaling pathway. Gene Ontology annotation, molecular function: chemokine receptor activity. The transcript is spliced from 2 exons.